Molecule: messenger RNA, 654 nt
Organism: Meloidogyne enterolobii
Lineage: Eukaryota; Metazoa; Nematoda; Chromadorea; Rhabditida; Meloidogynidae
Source: the annotation of a GenBank genome assembly
AUGGAUAUUUUAGUACAAAAUAUUUCAAAUACAAAUUUGGUAGAAUAUGGACUGAAAAUGAAUGAAAAAUUGGGAAAGAAAAGAGUUGAUAAAAUGUAUUAUCAACAAAUAAUUAAUUUUUAUAAAAAUUUUAUAAAUAUUAAUUUAAAAAAUCAUUUGGAGAAUAAUUGGAAUAAUUAUUGUUAUAUUGAAAAAAAUGUGGAAUUUGAGAGGCCUGAGGAAUGGGCAGUUCAUUAUAGUAAUGAAAUUGGCAUGCAAAAUGAUGGUUUUCGAUUGGAAUAUAUUGGAGAAAUUGAUAAUUUUGAUAUUAAUAAAGAAGAAUAUAAAUUAACUUUAAAACAAAAAGAAAAUAUUUUCGAAGCACUAACGAGAAAUUCAAAUCUUCACAAAGUCACUUUCUUCGAAGCUGAUAAUAUUCUAAAUAUUAUUAUUUCGAAAAAUAAUUUAAAAGAGCAACCACAAACAGAACAACAACAACAAACACAGAUUCAUUCAAAAGAUGAAAUACAAACAGAAUUUGUUAAAAAUAUUCCUCAAACAUCGACUUCUUCUAUUGAUGAAGAACAAAAUAUUUACAAAAGAAUUAAAUCCGAAUUGAAGAAGGUUACUUUAUGCAUAUCUAAUUUUCAUUUAAAAAUUUUCGAAUAUUUUUAA